Gymnogyps californianus (California condor) is the source of this 3793-nucleotide messenger RNA. RefSeq names its product acyl-coenzyme A thioesterase 5-like. The transcript has 3 exons. The record is from RefSeq and is a predicted model, not a curated record. NCBI's taxonomy places the organism in Eukaryota, Metazoa, Chordata, Aves, Accipitriformes, Cathartidae. Gene Ontology annotation, molecular function: fatty acyl-CoA hydrolase activity. Gene Ontology annotation, biological process: acyl-CoA metabolic process; fatty acid metabolic process. Bases 1 to 1332 code for a protein of 443 amino acids.
AUGUGGAGAGCGGUCGCCGCCGCCUCGGCCCCGGCGCGGGCCCUGUGCCGCGCCCCGCCGCCGGCCGCACCGCCGCGGCGGCGGGCUGUCAGCGUGGCCGUGUCCCCCGCCGCCGGCCUGGCGGACGAGCAGGUGGAGACGCGGGUGGCGGGGCUGGGCCCGGGGCAGCCGGUGACCCUGCGGGCGGUGGCGGCCGAUGAGCGCGGCUGCCUCUUCCAGUCGUGCGCGCACUACCGGGCGGACAGCCGCGGCGAGCUGCACCUGGGCACGGACGCUUCGCACGGCGGGGACUACACCGGCGUGGAGCCCAUGGGGCUCUUCUGGAGCCUCGCCCCCGCCGGCAUGGAGAGGCCGUACCAGCGGCUCGUUCCCCGCAGCACCGGCACCCCGAUGAAGGUGGAGAUGUUGGUCCACCAGGGCCACAGCCUGCCCGGCGCCAUCCCCGGGCCGGUGGUGGCCAAGGCCGAGGUGGAGAGGUGGUUCACGGCCCCCGGCGUGCGGAGGAUCCGGCUGAAGGAGGGAGGUGUAAGGGGUUCCCUCUUCUUGCCGCCGGGGGAUGGCCCCUUUCCAGGAGUGAUUGACAUGUACGGGGAUGAAGGAGGUUUGAUUGAAUUUAGAUCCAGUCUCCUGGCUACCCGUGGUUUUGCUGCUCUUUCUCUGCCAUAUUUUGACUUUGAAGAUCUGCCUAAGGUCAUGAAAGAAUUCAAACUCGAGUACUUUGAGGAGGCAGCUAGAUUCCUACGGCGUCACUCAAAGGUCAAGGGACCAGGAGUUGGAGUGAUUGGGACUGGGAAAGGGGCAGAAUUAGCACUCUCCAUGAUCACCUUCCUGCCAGAAGUAGUGGCUGCUGUCUGUAUCUCCGGCUGUAGUUCAAACACAGUUGCAGACCUCCAUUAUGGUGAGAUGACUCUGCCUGGGCUGCGUUUUGAUAUGAAUAAGGUCAGUGUUUCUGACGCUGGUGUAUUUGACAUUUUUGAAGCUCUGGAUGACCCAACGAAUCCUGCUAAUUCUCCUUGCACGAUCCCCAUUGAAAAAGCAGAAGGUCACUUUCUCUUAGUGGUAGGGGAAGAUGAUCGUAUGUGGAAGAGCUCCUUAUAUGCUGAGCUGGCAAUCGGGCGUCUACGCCAGCAUGGGAAAGAAAACUUUGAACUCUUGAGUUAUCCAGGAGCAGGUCACCGAAUUGAUCCUCCUUCUACUCCAUUUUGUCAGGUAGCUAUGGAUCGUGUUCUGGGGGUGCCUGUUCUGGGGGGUGGAGAGAGCAAAGCACAUGCCCAUGCACAGGAACACUCCUGGGGAAAGAUUCAGGAGUUUCUGCACUUGCAUUUGGGAUGAACACUUAAGCACCUGCAAGCUGUUGCAGAACUGCAGAGGACUGAGCUUGAGCCACCAAAAUGACAGGUGAAUUGGAGGGACUGACUGAGAAGAGCUUUGAAAUAUGAAAUAACCAAAUGACUACUUAGCUACAAGUAUAAAUCCAAAAAGAAAGGGAUUUAUUUGGACUAGCCUAAGUUAUUUUAACUAGGUACACAGAGGAGAGGUGAAACAAUAAUAAGUAGGCUACACUGUAGUACAAAUUUGACAGCCUGAAUUGGUCAUGAUAUCAAGAAACAAGUAUCUGAAGAGAGUAGUAGGUACUUUCUUGCUUGCAGUAUUUAGACUCAGAGAAUUUAACGGCUAGCCUGCACCCUCAGCAAUUACAGACUGGAUCGCACCUGGGGAAUUAUGGCAACCCAUGGAUGAUAAACUUUGACAUCAAAAUGGUGAAUCAUUCUGGCUUUGGGUCUUAAGUUACCCUAGCCCAGAACUCUCAGACUUACAGCCAUAUACACUUUGGAAAUGUUUUCUAUUUACACGAAGCUGGGGAUGUCUAUUUGUAAUGAGGCUUGUAUACCUUGACCUUAGGUAGUGGUGUUCUGGUGACACAGUCUGUUUCUUUCCAACAAAAACUACCUGUAGCGUGGGAAAAGGAAGAGUACUUUUCCUGUCAUACAGGGAGAAUGGCAGCACUAGCACUGUCUUCUAUUAGGGAUGUUACCAUCUGUUCCUAUAAUGUAUUGGAUUGGCAUUUGACACUCAGGGUAUUAAAAUUCUGUUGGAUAGGUUAAAGCAUGGUUAAAUGUAGUUAUGCUAUGUGCGAGUCUUACUUCUCUCUUCAUUGCUUGUUUUAAACUAAUAACACCUGCCAUUAAGUUAGGGAUUAAUUAUUUGUGGAACUUUUUAGUAAUGAUGUCAACAGAUGCUGACAGCUGUUCUUAGGGAGGAAGCAGAGUUGAGACAGAAAACCAAGCCAGCAGAAGAUUAAGACUGACUGUAAAAAGCUGUCACCUUAUGGCGAUGAUUAACUUAGAAUCGUAACACUUAAACCAACAAAACCAAAAUGAACAACACCCACUCCCCCCACCCAAAAACCCAAAUCUAGGAUCUUUUCCAUGACUGCCUGAGAUGGUUUGGUUUGGUUUGGUUUUUUAUCCCAAUUAAUAUUUGGCUAGUGCCUUAUUUCUCCCCACUGUUCAGGCAGAAAGGAACAACUUCCCAAAGGAGUUGAUCUCUCGAGAGGGUCUUGCUGGAAUAGCGCCAGUGCUGAAGGCCUGUUUAACAAGGGCCUCUAUCAAUACAAUUUCUCCUUCCAAGGUCAUUUUGUCAGACCAAUUUGAGAGCUGCCCAGGAAGAUACAAAACCUUCAGUUAUGGUUCUCAGUUUUGCUUUGCUCUCAGGGAUCUUUUCUCUCCAGUUAACUGUCAUUAUGCUGCUGCUCAGGUCUCAUUAGCUUUCUGCAACUUUUAUUACUCCUUAUCAUUUGAUUGAAGUCCUACGUUCUCCACACGCCAUCACUGCCAAUUGAACAAUUUAUCCAUCCACUCCUUACAAGAGAGGCUCCAUUCUGCUCACUCCAUACAAAAUGUCUUCACGCCUAGUCUCUCUAAACUCCCUCGCUGGCUGAAGAGGCCUUCGCGGAGUCGUAUCUGGUGCUUGAACCUCCACUAAAACCGGCAGCCCCAGAAGUCCAGGACCACAGCCUGCUGUGAUGUGCAUGUUGGCGUCACCCAUGCUUAGUACCCUGCCUUUUUCCCAAACUCACUCCAAGUUGCAGCCAUGGAGGAAAGGGUUGUCUGAAGGUUUACGUUGGUUCAGUCUGCCUUGUCAUGUGCAUCUUCAGUAGCUGGAGCUGUGUAAUUGUGGUAGAGCAGCGCCUCCCCUAACCCUGUUUUGUUACCCUCCCAGUACUGAUACCUGUGUCUCCACGCUGCAGUCCUACCUCAGCAUAUCCACUGCCAUGCAAGAUCGCAAGCUGGAGGUUCUGGAAGUAAAUGUUAAGUUGUAAAUAAAACAAAAACCAGGUAGCUUAAAAGUCCUCAGACUUCAUUUCUAAAGCACAAGCCUUUAAAAUAAUUCAGUGUUAGAGGUUGUCAGAUAUAUGCAAUUUGAAAGAGAAGUAAAAUACUUCCUUUAUUAAAAAGCAAGCCUGUGUAAGAAUUUGAUGUUAUAAUUCUGUUUCUGAAUAGUUCAUUUGUUUGGAAAGCUGAAUGAUAUUUUUUAAACAAAGAAAGGAGGAAAAAUAAGAAUAAUAUAAUUUUACUGUGAAGAUCCUUUUGUGAACAGGUCACGGUAUUCCUGGACAAAGUAAGUCACAGAAGGGUCUGCAGAAAACCAGCUGACUUUUGCACUAGUAUUUUGUAUAUUUACAAUGCUACUUGGAGACCAAAGAUAAAUCGCAGACACUCUGCAGAUAACAUAGCUAUUUCCUGAAGUAUACAUUAAACUGAGUGCCUGAUUACGGCCUUAGUUAAAGCCA